Molecule: messenger RNA, 2466 nt
Organism: Aspergillus calidoustus
Lineage: Eukaryota; Fungi; Ascomycota; Eurotiomycetes; Eurotiales; Aspergillaceae
Source: the annotation of a GenBank genome assembly
CAUUCACCUCCGUCCCCUGAAACCUCCAACCAAUUCUCGCAUUUACUCAACCUACGCCUUUCACAUUCUUGGAGCGGGCUCUAUAAUGGAAGGGCAAUUGGGGCAACUAUCACAAGAUACCCCAACGAACAGAAGAAAGCCUCGCGUAUGCCCUUACUGCAAACGCCCUUUUCGGCGGUACGAGCAUCUCCAAAGGCACCUCCGCAUCCCCGUACAAAUGUGAUUGCGGUGCUUCGUUCAGCCGGCAGGAUUUGUUGAGGCGUCAUCAAAGCAUCGGCCAUGCCCCAAUCAUCCCUUCAACGCCGGAUCCCUCGCCCACCGGCGUCGUUGAAAUCAGCAACGUUGAGUCGCGAGCGGAUACCUCGUAUAUCGGUGCAGCUGAGCCCUUGACGGAGGCGAUAGACUCUCGGAAUAUCCCGACUGCCCCAGUCGGUCGGAAUGGCCCACUUGGGGAUGGACACUGUGAAGGAAACUCGCUAUUCAGCGCCCAGGACCUCCUGGUCCUUCAAGACCUGGAAAUGUUCUGCAACAACCUGGGGCCUAAUAAUGAAUGGUAUCUACCGUCUGACCCUAGCAUUGUCCAAAUAUUUGCUGGCGAUACACACUCCAACGCCAGCGCCCUGCCCCCGCCGUCCAUUAUACAUCCACCCGUCGAGCAUCCGCCAAUAUCGGAACAGGUGCUGAGCAAGCUCCCUACUGAGAGAGAAGCCGUCGCGGAAUUCGGAGUUCUGACUUUCCCAAUCCUGACUGUUACAUCUCAACAGCGAGAGCGACUUUUACACGCGCUUAUGCAAUGCCACUCCUCCAAAGCCAGUAGCAGCCUACCGUCCUGCCACUCACUGACACGGUUUAUUAAUGGAUUUCUCGAUGGAUUCUAUCCGCAUAUGCCAGUGGUUCAUAUGCCAACAUUCAGAAUCAGCGACGGUGCGCCAGAAGUUCUCUUGGCCAUGUGUGCUCUCGGUGCUCAGUACCGCCACGAGAAUCGGAAAGCGGCAAUACUGUUCCAUGCGGCCAGAGAUCUACUCCAGCACAAGGCGAGGAAUGGGGAUUGGUUGGCACCUAAUAAUAUCUCUCGCACAGCGGACCAACAGGUUUACACUCCCAGUCACCACACAUUGCAAUAUCGGCAGACCAUGGAUGAGGCGCGCUGUGCUUUCCUACUCAUUGCAUUCGCAGCCUGGCAAUGCGACGAAACUAUAGCCCGCGAGGCGUUCAAUCUGCAGAGCUUCUUGGCCAGAUGCACCAGAGAAUGUGGGCUGGAAGAGACUGACUACCCCACGAAUGUCACGACUGACUGGCAUUCUUGGAUCCAACAAGAGACAGACAGGAGAGUUAAACUUUUCUCCUUUGCCUUUCUCAACCUGCAGUUUGUUGCAUUUGGCACGCCACCAGCUAUCCUCGCUGAUGAAAUCAACCUUCGCCUUCCAUGUAGUUGUCUUGAAUGGAUCGCUCCAGAUGAGCACAAGUGGAAUCUUGUUAGGAGGCCGGGCCAUCGAGAACAGAUGCUGUUCCAGGAUGCCCUUUGUCAUGUCAUGAAAUUCCCUCAAGAGGCCAGUUCAGCAGACACACCGGCUGUACCUUCUCCUUUGGCAAACUACAUCCUCAUUCAUGCUCUCAUCCAGAGGGUUCUACUUUCGUAUCAUGUUAUCGGGCCGUACAAUGACUUGACUAAUGAUUCGAUGAAAGGACAAAAGGAAAUAAUGCGAAACGCCCUGCACGCAUGGACCUCUCUCUGGCAGCGAGCCCCGGAAUCGAGCCUAGAUCCUCGAAACCCGAAUGGCCCCGUGCCUUUUACAUCGACCGCGCUACUGGGGGUUGCAUAUAUCCGUCUGGGUUUCAACCUAGGCUCGUACAAGCUGCUUCGGACCCGCAACAAGGAGGAAAUCGCGGCUCGGCUUCUGCGAAUACCGCAACUCCCGCCGGGUCCACACCUUCUUCCGGCGGCUCUGCAUGCGACGCAUGCGCUUAGUAUACCCGUCAAGCUGGGCGUGAAUUUCGUGGCCCGGAGCCAUGCUUUCGUGUGGAGUGUGCAACACUCGCUUUGUGGGUUGGAAUUUGCGAUCUUCCUCAGCAAGUGGUUAUCUUGUCUCGCUGACUGUCAGACGCGAAGAUCUCUGGAUGAACACGAAGCGCGGCUUGUGAGUUGGAUCAGCGAUAUCGUCGAAGAGGGACGAGCAUCAGGAGAUGACGAUUUCUGGCCUAGACCUUCAAACCCGUCUGAAUGUGCGUAUCUUGGCUUUGCGGUUGUCAAGCUGUGGGCACGCCUUAUAAGAGGGAACGAACAAUGGCCGUUGCUCGGAGUCAUUGGCGAUGCGCUUGAUAUGUACGCCGAUACGUGGGAGCGAGAUUUCAUGAGCUCGCAGACGGUGGUAUCAGGAUCAGUCUAGACAAAUACAUAUACACUGUUCUAAAUAGCGGGUAAUCAAACUUUUUCCUCAAACCUCGACCUCCGCCUCAACGCCUCCC